CUUUGUUGUCUACAGCUAAAACUUGAAGGCAGCUUUUUGUAUAUGGCAGCAACCAAGAGUGGUUUUACUGGCGUAUGCGGAGAACGGGGAAAAAUUAUAAGCUCAGGAUGUCAUCUGAAGAGGAAGACCAGCCAGAGACCCCCAUUGGCUCCCCUUGGUCUUGGAUUCCGUUGAUGAAAGAUCCUGGUUGGAUUCGAAAUGUCUGGACUCGCAAUCUAAAUGUCCAAACCAUGAAUUACGUUGGACAGUUAGCAGGGCAAGUAUUUGUAACUGUGAAGGAGCUCUAUAAGGGACUGAACCCAGCCACAUUGUCGGGAUGUAUAGAUAUAAUUGUUGUACGUCAGCCAGAUGGAAAUCUUCAGUGUUCCCCUUUCCAUGUUCGUUUUGGGAAAAUGGGAGUUCUACGUUCUAGGGAGAAAGUGGUUGACAUAGAAAUUAAUGGAGAGGCUGUAGAUUUGCACAUGAAACUAGGAGACAAUGGGGAGGCCUUUUUUGUGCAGGAGACAGAUAAUGAUCAGGAGGUAAUUCCUUAUCAUCUCUCCACAUCUCCCAUUCUGUCUGAGGGAACUACUUUAAUGGAAUCUCAGCUGAAGAGGAAUUCCAUAGACAGGAUAAGAAACCUGGACACCAGUGCAUCCUCACAAUUACCAACCCAAGCCCAUGGAUCCCAGCCUUCUACUGAAACACCUCCAGUCUCUAGCUCUGUGAAAAAAAGGAGGAAGAAGAGGAGGAAGUCUACCCAUAAAAUAGACAACUUAAAAAGAGAAGACACACAUGGAGACACAUCAGAAGAUGAAGACAUGUUUCCUAUAGAGAUUAGCUCAGAGGAAGAAAAAGAACCAUUGGACAAUUCAAGGAUCCCUGUUCCAGAUGUGUUUGUUGAUGAUGUUUCUGACGUAAAGGCUCCUGCAGUUUCUGUGCUUUCUCAGUCUGCACCUUACCCUCGUUCAGAUGGAGAAUGGUCACCUCUUCAAAGUAAGCCUAUAGAUUGUGCAGGGCAAACCUCUCUUCUCACUGUUCCAGCAGAUGGAGGCCUAUCUAACUCUUGUCCUCAACAAUCUUCCCACUUUUCUCUUCCAGACAGCCAAUCAGAUUCACGCCCUCCUACUCCUCAAAGUGACUCGGAAUUAGUUAGUAAACCUAUGGACAGAAGUGGACUGAAGGAUAAUCCCCACAUGCACUGGGCAUGGGGAGAGCUACCCCAGGCUGCAAAGGCCAGUUCUUUGCUCAAAGCAAAGGAAUCCAGCAUGGUGGAUGUAAAUCCUUCUGAAAGCACUCACUUUCGGGUCAUCCAGAGCUCUCCUAUAGAGGAGUUUAAUACAGUGUCUCCUUCGCUUGCCCUUGGACAAGCAGAUGCAGCAACUGCUGAUGAAAGUGAGCCCUUACCAGUUGAGACAAAUAAGCCAGAGACAGAGUCACCAGGAGCAGCUGUACCACUGUUACCUGCCAAUGAAGAAAUAAAACAAGCUGCAGCUUGCUCAACCCAACCAACUGGCAAGACAGAUUCCCCUUCAAGAAAGAAAGACAAACGAAGCCGGCAUCUUGGCGCUGAUGGUGUCUAUUUAGAUGAUCUCACUGACAUGGAUCCAGAAGUUGCAGCACUUUAUUUCCCCAAGAAUGGGGAUAAUGUCCAAAGUAAGAGCACGAAUGACACAGGGCCGCGGUCAGCCAGCCACUCUCCACAGUCUGUUGGCAGCUCAGGUGUUGACAGUGGAGCCGAAAGCACCUCGGAUGGAAUUCGGGAUUUGCCCUCCAUUGCCAUUUCCCUCUGUGGAGGCCUUACUGACAACAAAGAGAUAACCAAAGAAGAAUUCUUAGAACAUGCAGUGACAUAUCAGCAGUUUGUGGACAAUCCUGCUAUCAUCGAUGACCCUAACCUUGUGGUUAAGAUUGGAAAUAAGUACUAUAACUGGACAACAGCUGGUCCCCUUCUACUGGCAAUGCAGGCAUUCCAGAAACCUUUGCCAAAGGCAACUGUGGAAUCUAUAAUGAGGGACAAGAUGCCCAAAAAAGGUGGAAGGUGGUGGUUUUCAUGGCGAGGGAGGAACAGCACUAUUAAAGAGGAAACAAAGCCAGAGCAAGGUAUGAAUGAGAGUGGACUUACAGAAGACUCUUCACAGAUGAGCAGGGCAAACAGAAUAAAAGAUGAAUCUUCUUCAAGCGAUGAAGACCCUAGAGCUGCCAAACAAAACCUUGGGUCAUUACAAACCAACUCCAGUCAUCUCUCAUUAUUGUCUGGAGUCAGUUACAAAAAAUCACUUCGACUCACUUCUGACCAGCUUAAAAGCUUAAAGCUCAAGAAUGGCCCCAACGAUGUGACCUUUAGUGUUACAACACAGUAUCAAGGCACUUGCCGCUGCGAAGGCACCAUUUACCUAUGGAAUUGGGAUGAUAAAGUUGUUAUUUCUGACAUUGAUGGAACCAUCACACGGUCAGAUACUUUAGGCCAUAUUUUGCCAACUCUUGGCAAAGACUGGACACACCAAGGGAUUGCGAAGUUGUACCAUAAAGUGAGCCAAAAUGGAUAUAAGUUUUUGUACUGCUCAGCACGUGCUAUUGGAAUGGCAGGCAUGACCAGAGGAUACUUGCACUGGGUCAAUGAACGAGGAACUGUGCUGCCUCAGGGGCCAGUGUUGCUGAGUCCAAGCAGCCUGUUCUCAGCUCUUCACAGGGAGGUCAUAGAAAAGAAGCCAGAAAAAUUUAAAGUUCAGUGUUUGACAGACAUCAAAAAUUUGUUUUAUCCUAACACAGAACCCUUUUAUGCUGCUUUUGGAAACAGACCUGCUGAUGUUUAUUCAUACAAACAGGUGGGGGUUUCUUUAAACAGGAUAUUUACAGUUAACCCCAAAGGAGAACUUAUACAGGAGCAUGCAAAGACAAACAUCUCAUCCUAUGUCAGACUGUGUGAAGUGGUAGAUCACAUUUUCCCUUUGCUAAAAAGAAGCCAUUCUUCAGACUUUCCUUGUUCUGACACCUACAGUCAGUUCACCUACUGGAGAGAACCUCUGCCGCCGUUUGAAACUCAGGAUGUACAUCCAACCUCAUCUUAACUGCAUCUCCCAACCGUUGGCCUCUGCUCAAAGAAUGAGUUGGCUUGUAUUGACAGGACAGCAGGUGGCUUUUGCUGUUGACAGUUCACCUGGAAUCUGUGAUGAUGUGAGCAUUGUAUUCUUUUGCUGUGAGCACACUUAAAAAUGCUUUUUCAUACUUAGUCAUGUCUCCAGACAAGAGGAGUCUCGCUGGGAAUAGGAGUUGCAUUUCUAGGUCUUCACCCGGCUCCUCAAAUUGUGCCAUGCACUUUCAUUGUGUAAAGUCAAAUAAAAGUGAACUGAUGUUGGAGUUGCAGUUAAAUGUGCCGUAAGGCUGUAAGGUGGUUCCAUGUCUGUUCUGCAUCACUGAAGCCAUCUUUCGUCAGAACCACUUACCAGUAAGGGAGCUGAAGGUGCUCACCAUUCCUGACAUCGUCUGGUGACACGGACAGGGAUUGCAAUCAAUACAUCAAAAUUUUUCUCUCUGAAGGAGCAAGUGAUUCUUCCCAUUUCCCCUUGCUUGAGCAACAACUGUUUGUUUAAGAGUUAAUUACUGGUCUAGGUCCUCACUGAUAUACAUCAGUGUAGCUAUCAAAGCCAGUUGAACUGUGUUGAUUUAUUCCAGCCUGUUUUGACAUGGGAUAUUUCUGAGGAAAUAAAUUAUGUGUAGUCUAAAUAGAAGGUAAAUGAAAUAGGAUGGCCAGAUUCUGCCAGUCUUUUUCAAUUUGAGAAGUAUCAUACUUCAAGAGUAGCUAUUUGGAUCAAGGUAAGUGGGCAAGUGGAAGAUAAAGGCUGUACUGUGCGUGGUGCCCACAUUACUGAAGUGAGUGAUUUUCAGUAAAGGCAUUUUACCCACACAAUGUGCUGAGGUUCAAGAUUGUUACUGAGCCGAGAACACUGAGGAUUUUGUCAAAAUAGAAUAGUUUUAUUUGAAACAUUACUUUGACUAAAAUGUGAAUUUUGAUGCCGGUGAAUGAUGCAUCUCAGGUUUUUACUGUAUGGAUUUUUUGCUUUGUUUUGUAGUGUAAAGAAUGGAUACUUUUAGUGCAAUUUACUCUCCUUUAAGGUAAAGAACUCUCCUCUUUCAUAUGUUUUUUCCUUAUUUAUUCAGACACGAGCUGUAGUUACUUUUUUUUGCUAUCUGCUUUUGACAGCCUUAAGACUUAAAUAUGCACGCUGAAAGCAAUACUGCAGAUCAGUUGAUGAUGUUUUCCAAAUGGUCUGCCUUUACACAAUGUGGUAGUUCAAAUGUGGACUUCAAGUGCCCACAUGCCAAAUGAUUCUCAAAUGUGCUUGUAGUUAGGAAAGUAACUUUUUUUUUACUUUUAAAAUAUAGUGAAAAGUCUAAUUGUUCUGAAACACUGAAAAUGGCAGCAUGGGAUUCUAUGUAUAUUGUAUUUCAGUAUGGCUAAACCCGUGGUUCACAAGCUGUGGUCUCUGCUAGCUUGUGAUCUCUGAGGCUGUGGUACGUUUUGCAGCUGCUUUGUAGUUUUUUCAGUUAAGAGUUUAAUAACAGGAAGGCAGAGUGGUCCAGGAGAAAUUUUAAGAUAUGAUUAUGGUUGUUAUCACUCAGAAGUUUGGGAAUGGCUGCUCUGUAUCACAUUUCUUCCGUUACAACAGAUUCUGGUUUUGCAUGUCAAGAGUGAUGGCAACGUAGAUGGGAUGGUAACUCUGUACGAGGGGCUUUCUAACUUUUGGUACUGCAGACUUUAUUUGGGAUGUCAGUGGGCCAAUUUAUGAUUUUUCUCUGUGCCUUCAAUAGUAAUGAAUAUAAGUGCAAUCCUUUACACAGCUGCAGUGUGCAGUGGUGAGCACUCCCUAGGUCUUCCUUUCACAUGAACGCUUCUGCUUCAGGCAAGAUGCAUGUCCACUUUGGAGAUACCAGGAUUAGACACAAUGAGGAACAAAUGCAGAUUGAUUGUUCUCUCUUGGAAGUUUGAAGAAAAUGCAAAUAUCUUUUUACUUAAAGAUGGAAGAAAUGUGGGGUGGAUUUUCUGAAAGACAAUCGGUGGGGGUUGCAGGUUGCCAAACUGAGAUAGUUACAUCUCUAAAUAUAGCCACACUUUCCUUUAAGUAUCUAAUAAUAUUUAUAAUUAAUGAUUGAAUAAAUGGAUGAAUGUCCUAGCUGCAUCCUAUUUAAAUUCAGUUUUGGUAAAGGCCUAUUUCAAUCCGUUUAUUAUGUAAAAUAAACCUAACCAACACUUCAAUUAGAGGCUGUCAGUUUUGUCGUAUUUAUCCUUAGCAAUAGUAAAGAUCUAUUUUCCUAAGAUAUUACACACAGCAAUUCCCAACAGAAAAUAUGCUCCCUGAAAAUUCUCCACAAUUAAACGAUGUGAUAUGUUUAUUUAUAAAUUAAUAAAUAGGUAAUCCAGGGUUGUUUGUUGCCAUUUGUAUUUGAAACCAAAUGACAGUGUGAAUGAGGGUCUGUUUUAAUUCUGUCAGAUUGUAGCUGUGGUGAAGUGCUGGUACAGGUAAACCUGAGAUGCUGCAGAAUCUGUCCCAGAGCUUUUCAAGGCUUGGUUAAACAGGGUUAUGGCUGACUUGAUCUAGUACUGGCAAUCAUCUGCUUCAAGGAUGAAGUUGGACUGCAUGACCUCCAGGGGUCCCUUCUGACCAACAUUUCUGUGAUUCUGUGACAUUAAACGCCUUACCACUGACAUGCUGUGUACCCCUGCGUAUCCGAAAGUUGAAAUAUAGCUGAACAGUGUCAGGAAUGUGUGUUUGUAAAAUGUUUAUCAAAUUUGCUCACAGAAAAGACACUUAUGAAAAUCAAGGGUUUGACCUGCUAGAAACAUCACCAUACUUUUCCAGAAAGUAUAAGACAUUUUGAUUUGGUAGCUGAUUAAUUUUAGCAUAAUAUUUAAACUGCUUUGUUAAUUCAUAUAGAAGAAAAAGGGAUCGUUUAACGAAUUCCUACUCUUUCUGUGAAAGAAAAAAUACCAACCUUGUUUGCAGUGUAAUGCUGGGUUUUGUUACAGAAAGAAUAUGCUAACAUAAGUAUGCAGACACAUUAAAUCACACUAUAUUCAAUUCAUGCAGUACGCAGAAACUAGUAUAUGCAGCAGUGAGGAGUGACUAAUGUUUAUUUUCUUCAAGCUGAUGACCACACCACUCCAGCUGGGUCAUGAGAGGAAAAGAAUACCAUACUUGUGGCAUUAGUUAUGUUGAAGAUAAAAUGUUACUGCUGUAAUGUGGGGAGGGAGGAGAAAAAGGAUAUUGGGUAUUUUUAUUUAUAGAUAUGGAUUAUUAUUAUUUCAAAGCCUAUUUAUAUACAGUAUUUACUCUGUAUAUGUAUGUGCUACUGCAAUGAUGAAAAUAAUUUUAAAACUUCAUUUUGAUCUGAAUGCAACAAGGGUAGAAAUAUAUAUUGUAAUAAAGGCAAAUAUAAAUUUUU
Messenger RNA from Neopelma chrysocephalum (saffron-crested tyrant-manakin), 6423 nucleotides. It is a transcript of the gene LPIN1, whose product is annotated as lipin 1. Gene Ontology annotation, biological process: cellular response to insulin stimulus; fatty acid catabolic process; triglyceride biosynthetic process. Gene Ontology annotation, molecular function: transcription coactivator activity; phosphatidate phosphatase activity. The transcript has 22 exons. The record is from RefSeq and is a predicted model, not a curated record. Bases 75 to 3050 code for a protein of 991 amino acids. Gene Ontology annotation, cellular component: mitochondrial outer membrane; nucleus. NCBI's taxonomy places the organism in Eukaryota, Metazoa, Chordata, Aves, Passeriformes, Pipridae.